AUGACGAGACUAGACGACCGUGCUGGUCAAGUACACGACGGCAGCCAGCAAGCCAACGAUACGAGAGCGAUGGGAAGCCCAUUGUCUGGGGACAUAACUGCAGAGAUUAGCCAACUCGCCCGGAGGUUGACUAUGGAAGCGAACUUUACCACUUCUACCCCCAACAUCCUGAAACCAGAGCCAGACAGCGUCCUAGAUCCGCAAUGCCCAGUCUUUGACGCCCGAGCCUGGGUGAAAUCUUUCGUCGACCUCUUUGAAUCAGAUCCCAAUAGUGCUCCGUCACGGAAGCUCGGAGUGGCCUUCCGCAACCUGUCAGUCUCUGGUAGCAGCACCGGAGCGAAGUACCAAAGCAGCGCGGGCAAUGUACUUAUUGACGCCGUCUCGUCCUUGGCUGGGUGCUUUGGACGUAACGCGCACGAGAAAGAAACUCAAAUCCUGCGAGACUUUGAGGGUGUCGUGAACGAAGGGGAGCUCCUGCUCGUUCUGGGGCCUCCAGGCUCUGGGUGUUCAACCUUGCUCAAAACGAUCGCCGGCGAGACGGCAGGACUACACCUGAGUGCGGGCACUGAAAUCAACUUCCGAGGAAUCGGCACUGAGUAUGUCAGAUCGCGUUUUCGGGGCGAUGUCCUAUACAAUGCAGAGGUGGAUACGCACCUUGCGCACCUUACGGUAGGCGAAACCCUCACAUUUGCAGCUCAAGCCCGAUCUACGCAGGACAUGCCGUCUGGUAUCAGCCGUCAAAGCGUUAGCAACAUGCUACGAGAUGUUGUGAUGACUGUUUUUGGCAUUUCCCAUACAUUCAACACCCGAGUUGGCGAUGACUUCGUCAGGGGGGUCAGUGGUGGCGAACGCAAGCGUGUUAGUAUUGCAGAAGCUGCCUUGACAGGCGCCCCACUGCAAUGCUGGGAUAAUUCAACCCGUGGGUUGGACAGUGCGAACGCCGUCAAGUUCUGCCAAAGCUUGCGCUCCCAAGCAGAUUAUUUGAACAUCGCCGCGCUGGUGGCCAUCUACCAAGCCCCUCAAAGCGCCUAUGAGUUAUUUGACCGCGUAAUUCUUCUGUACGAGGGAAGACAGAUCUAUUUUGGCAAGGUUGGAGAAGCAAAACAGUACUUCGAAGAACUAGGGUUUGAAUGUCCUGAUCGACAAACUACACCCGAUUUCCUCACAUCUAUGACGAGCGCAAAUGAGCGACGCGUUCGACUGGGUUACGAGCACCUCGCUCCACGGUCAGCCGAGGAGUUUGCCGACAGAUGGCAAAAAAGCAAACAGCGACACGAAUUGCUGCAAGAGAUCGAGGACUACCAGCUGAAGCAUUCUCCCAGUGACAGACUGCUGGAAUAUAAAGUAUCCCGGAGCGCUGAACAAGCAAGGGGCCAGCCUUCCAGAUCUCCGUACACGAUAUCAUAUACUGAGCAGGUCUCACUAAACAUUUGGCGCGGUUGGCGGCGUCUUCUUGCAGAUCCGUCAUUCACAGUUGCCUCAUUGUUCUUCAAUCUGGUAAUAGCACUGAUGUUGGGAAGUAUGUUCUACAACCUCAAAUCAGAUUCAUCCAGUUUCUACUACCGUGGCGGUCUCGUAUUCUUCUCAUUACUUUUCAACGCAUUUGCGAGUCAACUAGAGGUCCUGACGGUAUACGCGGAACGCCCGGUAGUCGAAAAACAUCAUAAAUACGCCUUCUAUAGCCAGUCGACACAAGCAAUCGCCAGCUACUUGUUGGACCUUCCUUACAAGACGAUCAACAUGCUAAUUUUUAACGUCACGAUAUAUUUCAUGGCCAAUUUGCGACGCGAGGCUGGCAACUUCUUCUUCUUUUGCCUUGUCUCGUACCUUACCACGUUGGUCAUGUCAUCCAUAUACCGUACGCUGGCCUGCCUGACGAGAACCCCGGCUCAAGCUAUGGUCCCUAGCGCCAUUCUGAGUCUCGGUUUGAUCAUUUACGCUGGCUUCUGUAUUCCACCCAGCUAUCUCCCGGGUUGGUCUGGAUGGAUGAACAAUAUCAACCCUUUGUCGUACGCCUUCGAAUCGCUCAUGGCAAAUGAGUUCCACAACAGACUGUUCGAAUGUGCUUCAAUGGUCCCUCAGGGCCCUGGGUACGGGAAUCUUCCAUCCGACUCCCAGAUAUGUUCUGUGGUUGGCGCAGAAGUUGGGGCGACAUCUGUCAACGGUGACAGAUACAUUGGCCAAGCCUUCAAUUACUAUAAUUCGAAUAAGUGGAGGAACGUGGGCAUUCUUGUGGCAUAUUUGGUUGGCUUCUUCAUUGCCUAUGUCGUCUCGGCCGAGUUCUCAAAACCACCCAUGAGCAAGGGGGAAGUGUUAGUGUUUCGAAGAAACCAGGUACCACGCAAAGCUCAAAACGCGGAAAUGGAUGAUGCUGAAUCCCAGCACUCAUCAAUUCCCAUGGCCGUUAUCAACGAGGAGAAACCUAGCGGGUCUAUCAAUCUUACGAAGAGCACAUCGGUUUUCCACUGGGAGGAUCUUUGCUAUGAUGUACAAAUCAAGAGCGAAACACGUCGAAUCUUGGAUCACGUUGAUGGCUGGGUCAAACCGGGAACAUCAACUGCACUCAUGGGCGUCUCCGGUGCGGGUAAAACAACUUUGCUCGACGUGCUGGCUACUCGUGUCACGAUGGGCGUCGUGUCGGGUGACACUCUCAUCGAUGGCAAGCCCACCGAUCCUUCUUUCCAGCACUGUGUCGGCUAUGUGCAACAAAGGGAUAUCCAUCUAAACACAAUGACGGUCCGAGAAGCUCUCCAGUUCAGCGCGGUACUCCGCCAGCCGGCAACCUUCUCACGUGCAGAGAAGCUGGCCUACGUCGAAGACGUUAUAGCCAUGCUCGACAUGCAGGAGUUCGCUGGUGCCGUGAUUGGCGUUCCCGGCGAAGGAUUGAACGUGGAGCAGCGCAAGCGAUUGACGAUCGGAGUUGAACUCGCAGCACGCCCCGAGCUUCUUGUUUUCCUGGACGAGCCUACUUCCGGCCUUGACUCGCAGACGUCUUGGUCAAUUUGUGACCUUAUUGAAAAGUUGACCAGCAGUGGCCAAGCAAUCCUUUGCACUAUUCACCAGCCGUCUUCCAUGCUCUUCCAGAGGUUCGACCGACUCCUCUUGCUCGCAGCUGGAGGGAAAACUGUAUACUUUGGCGAAAUUGGUGAGAAUGCUAGAACACUGAUUCAGUAUAUGCAACGAAGUGGUGCUCUAACCUGUCCACCCGAGGCCAAUCCUGCAGAGUGGAUGCUUGAGACCAUCCAACCACCAGCUGACGGUUCCGCUGGUAUUAAUUGGUUCCAAUCCUGGAGGGAUUCGCCUGAGUAUACCGCGGUUAAGUCUGAGCUCGCGCGUCUGAGGGGUCGCUCUGCCAUCGUUUCCGAGGAUUCUCGAAAUGAAGAUCCCUCCCAGCAAGAAGAGUUCGUGACAUCAUUCUGGGUACAGCUCUGGGAAGUCCUUCUUCGGACCUCAAAGCAUUUCUGGCGGUCACCAACUUAUAUAUGGUCCAAGAUAAUUCUCGUUUCCAUCUCGUCUCUUUAUCUAGGUUUCAGCUUCAGCGCCAAUAACUCCAUUCAAGGCCUACAGAACCAACUAUACGCCAUAUACAUGUUCUUGGUCUUGUUUGGAAAUAUCAACGAACAGAUUAUGCCCAUGUUCGUACCGCAACGUGAUCUGUAUGAGGCGAAGGAGCGGCCAUCGAAGAUGUAUCGAUGGACAGCAUUCCUCCUUUCUAAUAUAUUUGUCGAAAUUGCUUGGAACACCCUCAUGGCGGCAAUCGCCUACUUCUGUUGGUAUUAUCCUGUGGGAUUCGUCCAGAAUGCUGGUUCAGAUGGGGACGAAGUGGCCAUCCGCGGUUUCCUCGUUUUCCUCUUCAUGUGGAAGUUCAUGCUCUUCACCAGCACCUUCUCACACUUCGCCAUUGUCUGGAUCGAGACAUCAGAGACAGCUGGCGUGCUUGCCACUCUGCUGUGGAUGUUUUGCAUAUCCUUCUGUGGUAUUGGUGUGACACCUUCCGACCUCCCGUCGUUCUGGCAGUUCAUGUACCGUGUCUCGCCCGCCACAUACUUAGUUAGCGGGAUCAUGUCGUCAGCUCUUUCUGGCGGAACCGUUACGUGCUCAGUGGAGGAAACACUACACGUCAACCCGCCUACCACUAACAUGACCUGUGGCGACUUCCUCGGCCCGUUUGCCGAGGCAACUGGCGGUAUUGUGCUGAAUCCCAUGGCGAUGGAAACUUGCUCCUAUUGUUCGAUUGCCACCACAGAUGGUUAUCUCGCACGAUUCGAGAUUUUCUACGCGGACAGAUGGCGAAACGAAGGAUUACUCUGGGUUUAUAUAUUAGUAAAUAUUCUGUUGGCGCUCGGGCUUUACUGGCUUUUCAGGGUUCCCAAGGCUAAAGGUUUGAAGCGAGCGAAUUGA
Molecule: messenger RNA, 4401 nt
Organism: Neoarthrinium moseri
Lineage: Eukaryota; Fungi; Ascomycota; Sordariomycetes; Amphisphaeriales; Apiosporaceae
Exons: 10
Coding region: 1-4401 (1466 amino acids)
Biological process (GO): transmembrane transport
Cellular component (GO): membrane
Molecular function (GO): ATP hydrolysis activity; ABC-type transporter activity; ATP binding
Source: RefSeq, a predicted model, not a curated record